CAAAAUAAUAACAAAAGAAAAUCAAAAUUUUGGUAAUCUUUUGUAAAAUAAAUAGGAGAUAAACAAUAAUUCAAUUUUAGUAAUAUUUAAAUAUUUACUGUUAAUUAUGUCAAAUAUCACAAAGAAUAUUCUUAUGGAAAGUACAAAAAAACGCUUAAAAGAAUUAUUUUGUUUAAUGGAUAGUGAUAUUGAUGGUUAUUUAGAUUACUAUGAAAUGAAAGCUGCAUUAAAAGCUUUAGGUUUCCCAGUAAAAAAAUCUUAUAUUUUAAGUAUGAUACGAAUGUACGACAAGCGUGGUUAUAAUAAAAUUUGUUUUAAUGAUUUUUAUUAUAUCGUAACAGAAAUGUUAAUUAAGCGGAAUCCUAUAGAUGAAAUUAAAUAUGUUUUUAAGUUAUUUAUAAACAAAUCUUCAAUUAAUAAAAUAACAUUGGAAGAUUUACAGAAAUUUAAUCAAAAACUUAAAUGUAAUCUAAUUAAUGAAGAAAUGGAACUUAUGAUAAAAGAAUUUGAUUUAGAUCAAGAUGGUUCUAGUAAAAAGAUCUUUUAUUUUAGAUUAAUUACAUUGAUAAAAUUUUUAUUUAUUAUCAUAACAUAUUUAUUUGAUCAAAGUGAAUUUAUGGAUAUUAUGAUGGAUUUUACAAUUUAA
Messenger RNA from Apis mellifera (honey bee), 646 nucleotides. Its product is annotated as cell division control protein 31-like. Gene Ontology annotation, cellular component: half bridge of spindle pole body; mitotic spindle pole body. Gene Ontology annotation, molecular function: microtubule binding; calcium ion binding. The transcript is spliced from 3 exons. The record is from RefSeq and is a predicted model, not a curated record. Lineage: Eukaryota; Metazoa; Arthropoda; Insecta; Hymenoptera; Apidae. Gene Ontology annotation, biological process: spindle pole body duplication. Bases 107 to 646 code for a protein of 179 amino acids.